UCUGUGAAUCUCCCCCCUCGCGCCGAAUGGUUCAGUCUCAAGAUGGCGGCCUCCAUCCUGCAGCGUGGUCUGUCUCCUCUGCAAACGUUCACUAAAUGCGUCGAUUACAGAUCGAUCGCCAGGAGAUGUCUGCUGUCGUCGGCGUACACAGACCCUGCUGUUUGGGAGCAGAGACUGAGAGAUGCACAGGACCUGGGUCAGCUGGCCUCUCUGAUGGACAGAACGUAUGCGAGGAAGUUUCCCGUCAGCUCUUUGGUCAUCGCUAGGUUCGUAGAUAAUUUAUCAUCAAAAGAGGAAGUCGAUCAAGCACAAUAUUACCUAUAUAAGUUUCGUCACAGUCCAAACUGUUGGUAUCUUCGGGACUGGACCAUCCACAGCUGGAUCCAACAUUGUCUUAAAUACGGAGCCAGAGAUAAAGCCCUUUACACGCUGAAGAACAAGGUUCAGUUUGGCAUGUUUCCUGAUGACUUCACCUUCAAUCUUCUGAUUGACUCCUUUAUAAAAGACAAGGACUUUAGAGGAGCUUGUUCUGUGGUGGAGGAAGUGAUGCUUCAGGAGUCGUUUGAGCGAACCUCCACACAGAUUAUGUCGCUUUAUGCCCUCAGCAAAUAUCUGGCAACCAAACCUGAGCUCAGUUGGCAGGAGGAGAGGAACAUGGGAGCGUCUCUGAUGUUGGCUGGACUGAAGCAGGAGAACUCUGUCGGUUUCAACGCUCGGCUUCUGGGAUUGGCUCUUAUUGGUAAAGUCGAGCUGUCCAGAGGAAUUCACGCCGUGUUUCACGAGAUGCCCCUGAUCUGGACCUCCGGUUAUCUUGGGCGAGCCCUUGCUGUCAUGGACGCUGUGUGUGACUUCAGAGACGUCAAGUUAUCUGAGGAAGUUCUGGAUCAUGUGGAGAAGAUAUUGCAGGAUCUCUCAGUGAACGCUGAUGGACAGAACGUCACUGACACGCCGCUAGAGGAGGAAGAUGAGCUGGAGACACAGAAACUACCAGAGUACAUCAACCGCUUCAAGGAGCUGAAGGAGCGACUCGUGUCCCAGGACAGGAUCGACUCGAGGAGCCUGGAGUCUCUCGUAUCGGCUCUGAUGCAGCAGACGCUGGCGGCCUGUGAAAACGCAGAUAUCGCUGAAUAUCAGCGGACGGUGAGCGUCUGGGAGGCUGAGCUCCAGCAGCUCAUUCAGAGAGAAAGAGAGACGAAAGAGAAGAACCAGAAGAGCCUCUGA
This is a messenger RNA of Sinocyclocheilus anshuiensis, 1221 nucleotides long. It is a transcript of the gene mrps27, whose product is annotated as mitochondrial ribosomal protein S27. NCBI's taxonomy places the organism in Eukaryota, Metazoa, Chordata, Actinopteri, Cypriniformes, Cyprinidae. The transcript is spliced from 11 exons. The record is from RefSeq and is a predicted model, not a curated record. Gene Ontology annotation, molecular function: protein binding. Bases 43 to 1221 code for a protein of 392 amino acids. Gene Ontology annotation, cellular component: mitochondrion.